GUAAGUUUGUAGCAUACCAUAAGCAACAUCAACCAUGGCCAUACACAAAUUUCUCUCCCUUGCUUUUCUCUUCUUUUUCCUACACUUUCUUUCUUUCCAUGCAACAUCAUUUACAACAGCAGCACCAUCAUCCGCGCUCUCAGAAGUAGAGGCUCUCAUGAAAUGGAAAGCCAGCCUCUCUGCAGCACAAGCUCUCCAUUCAUGGUCGCUUCCUUCUACUAAUUCUACCACCAACACAAUCUCUCCAUGCAACUGGAUUGGGAUCUCAUGCAACAGCCUUGGAAGUGUAACAGAGAUAAGCCUACCGAGUGCAGGCUUGGAAGGUAAGCUCGACAACUUGAGCUUCCCCUCAUUUUCAAACCUCCUCCAUCUCAAUCUCAGUUUCAACACUCUCACCGGUACCAUCCCAGCCCAUAUUGGCACUCUUCACAAACUCACAUCUUUCGAUCUGUCUGCAAAUAAAAUAAGUGGACCAAUACCUCUGGAAAUAGGGAAUCUUGUGAACUUGAAUAAGCUGGCCUUGUCCACUAACCAUCUAGAUGGUUCCAUCCCUUCCACUUUAGGAAAUCUGACAAAGCUUUCCAUCUUGUACCUAUACAAAAAUCAAAUCUCUGGCUCCAUUCCUUCACAAAUAGGAAAUCUACAAGCUCUGGUCGAUUUUUCAUUGUACAGUAACAAUCUGAGUGGUCCUAUCCCUCCUGCUUUAGGUAAUUUGAGCAACCUUGCAUUCUUCUAUCUCUACGUAACCCAAGUUUCUGGUUCAAUUCCACCAGAAAUAGGGAAUCUGGUUAAUCUUAGAAAGCUUGACUUGUCCGCUAACCUUCUAACAGGUUCUAUCCCUUCCACUUUAGGAAACUUGACCAAGCUAACUUUCCUCCAACUCUUUGAGAAUCAAAUUUCUGGUUCUAUUCCUCCAGAACUCGGGAAUUUAAUGAGUCUCAAUGAGUUACUAUUGUACAGUAACAAUCUGACUGGUUCUAUCCCUUCCACUUUAGGGAACUUGACCAAGCUUAGUCGGCUGUCCCUUUUUGACUGUCAAUUAUCUGGUUCCUUGCCUAAAGAAAUGACAAACAUGACAAAUCUUUCUAAACUCUACUUGAAUGGCAACUUCUUCUCUGGCCAUUUACCUCAGUUAUGCCAUGGUGGAUCUCUAAAAUUCUUCACUGCAUUCGACAAUGAUUUCACUGGUGAGAUCCCAAGAAGCUUUAGAAACUGCACUAGCUUAACAAGAGUGCGACUCAGUGGAAACCGACUCAUUGCAAACGUAUCUGAAGCCUUUGGUGCAUACCCACAUCUCAUAUACAUGGACGUCAGCAACAACAUGUUGUUUGGUGAACUCUCACCAAACUGGGGAGAAUGCCAAAACUUGACAAAGCUACAAUUCUCGGGGAACAAAAUCACUGGUAGAAUUCCUCCCGAGAUUGGGCAGUUGAAACAGCUAGCAUUCCUUGAUCUUUCUUCGAACCAUUUAGUAGGAGAGAUUCCAAAGGAAUUUGGAAGGCUGGCUUCUUUGUUCAACAUGACUUUAAACGAUAAUCAGCUUUCUGGUCAGGUACCCCAAGAGAUUGGAAAACUAUCCAAUUUGGAGGUUCUGGAUCUGUCAAUGAAUCACCUAAGUGGUCCAAUACCACGUCAGUUAGGGGAUUGCUCCAAACUCCAUUAUCUGAAAUUGAGUGAAAAUGCUUUGAAUGGAAGCAUUCCUUUUCAGAUUGGUAACCUAGUAUUCCUACAGGGAUUACUAGAUCUAAGUCAUAACUCCCUCAAUGGAAAGAUACCUCCACAACUCGUGAAAUUGGUUAGUCUGGAAAUUUUAAACCUCUCUCACAACAUGCUAUCAGGUUCCAUUCCGCCUUCUUUUGAAGGGAUGGUCAGCUUGCAAUCUAUUGAUUUCUCAUACAAUACUUUGGAAGGUCCUAUUCCCAACAGCAAAAACUUUCAAAAGUUUCCUGCAGAGGCAUUUAUAAAUAAUAAGGGCUUGUGUGGUGAAGUGCAAGGUUUGCGACCUUGCAAUGCCUCUUCAGUAAGUCAUGGCGAUGCGAAGAAAGGCCAUAGAGUUGUGAUCCUCAUUAUUCUUCUCUUCUCAAUAUUGUUUCUUUUAUUUGCAAUCGUUGGCAUAAUUUCUUCCGUUUAUUAUCAAAGAAGAAAAAGAAGAAUAGGGAAAGUGGUUCUUGAAAGGAGCAGAGGAAAUACAUUUUCAACAUGGAAUUAUGAUGGGAUUGCCACAUUUGAAGACAUUGUGGAGGCGACAGAGAGUUUUGAUGAAAAAUAUUGCAUAGGAACUGGAGGUUAUGGGAAAGUUUACAAAGCAAAUCUACCAGCAGGCCAGGUAGUAGCUGUGAAGAAACUUCACCCACUCGAAGUUGGGAAUCAAUCCGAUCAAAAAAGUUUUAGGAAGGAAAUAAAAGCAUUAACAGAAAUCCGCCAUCGCAAUAUUGUAAAGCUUUAUGGCUUCUGUUCCCAUGCUCGAUUCUCAUUUCUAGUCUAUGAGUACAUGGAAAGGGGAAGCUUGGCAAGCAUCCUAAGCAACGAUGAAAGAGCUGCACAGUUGGACUGGACUCUAAGGGUGAAGGUUAUCAUAGGCGUGGCCCAUGCUUUAUCUUACAUGCACCAUGAUUGUACCCUGCCAAUUGUCCAUCGAGACCUAUCAAGCAACAAUGUUCUGUUGAAUUCAGAACUUGAGGCUAGUGUCUCUGACUUUGGAACUGCACGAUUGCUGAUACCUGAUUCCUCAAAUUGGUCUACACUCGCAGGCACUUAUGGAUACAUAGCUCCAGAGCUUGCAUAUACAAUGAGGGUGACUGAAAAUUGCGACAUAUAUAGCUUCGGUGUUGUGGCACUUGAAGUGAUGAUGGGAAGUCAUCCUGGGGAGCUCGUCUCCUCUUUGUCAUCAUCAAGUAGACAAGAUACACUGAUAAAAGAUAUGUUGGACCAGCGUCUCUCAGAUCCGAUGACUGAUGUUGCACAGCAAGUCUUAUUUGUGGUAUACAUGGCUCUUGCAUGCAUUCGGCCAGAUCCAGACUCUCGGCCAACCAUGCGACAUGUGGCUCAGGAGCUAUCCAUUGGUGGGCCUUCUUUCUCGCUACAGCCAUUCCAUGCACUUACAUUCCGUCAACUGAUGGAUCUGAAGGUAUAGUUGGGUGGAUGAAAAUCACCAAGUUUGUGGGCAUGUGGUGGCAUGUACAUAAUUACUGCGUGUUUAUUGUAUGAAAAUCAUCUAGCAUAGAUAAGUUGUUUUUCUUGUUAUGAUAUGUACAUAAUUCAGUAUGUGGAAUCGAUGUUUAUAAAAAAAUGUAGUAUUUAAGAGUUGGUGGUCGAAAUCUAUAUGUAAUAAAGUAUUUGAAAGAAUAAAGAUAUUUUCUUGUGUGGUGA
Messenger RNA from Magnolia sinica, 3369 nucleotides. Its product is annotated as MDIS1-interacting receptor like kinase 2-like. The coding region runs from base 35 to 3133 and encodes 1032 amino acids. The transcript is spliced from 2 exons. Gene Ontology annotation, molecular function: protein binding; ATP binding; protein kinase activity. NCBI's taxonomy places the organism in Eukaryota, Viridiplantae, Streptophyta, Magnoliopsida, Magnoliales, Magnoliaceae. Gene Ontology annotation, biological process: protein phosphorylation. The record is from RefSeq and is a predicted model, not a curated record.